AUGGUGCAUCUUCCAAGGUAUGCAGCGUUGAAAUCAAGGUGCAAUAACAACUAUUUGCGCUGUACAAAUGAAGCUUCACCAGGACAAACAUUUCUGAAAUACUCAGGAGAUGAGAUUUUUUCUCCACACACAAAGUUUGAAUUGGAGCAAGCCAAAGCUGACCCAUCUUUAGUCCACAUACGAUGUUGUUACAACAACAAAUAUUUGGUUAGUUGGUCCGAAGACCGUUCUUACAUUGUUGCAGGAGCUGAACAAAAAGAAGAAGAUCGAUACAAAUGGACUUGCACAUUGUUUCGACCUGUUUAUUUUGAUACCUACAAUGUAGGAUUUCGAUUUCGUCAUGCCCAUCGUGAGUUCUUUUUAUGCUUGUGGAGAGACGAUGGCCCUCGUGGGGAUUGCUUGCGUGCACUAUGGCCAUCGGUGGACCCUAACAGAGAUCUCUGUGAUCUCCAUGAAAUCACUGAUUGGGAGUUAUUGCUUUCGAUACCUAAAUAUAUUGCUUUUAAAGGCGAUAAUGGUUGUUACCUUCGUGGCUACUGGAAUGGAUAUCAUCCAUACCUACAAUUUUCAUCAAGUGAUAUUAGAGAUUCUUCCGUUGUAAUGGAAACAUUCCUCACUAAGGAUGGAAGUAUUCGUAUAAAGUCGAAUCAUUUUGGAAGAUUUUGGAGACUUAGUCCUAACUGGAUUUGGGCGGACUCCACUGACACCACGUCCCAAAAUAUUGAUACUUUAUUUUGGCCAGUUAAAGUUGAUUCUUCCAAUGUCAUUGCUCUUCGUAGUAUGAGUAACAAAAACUAUGUCAAAAGGCUCACUGCCGAUGACAAGACAAGUUGUCUCAAUGCUGCYGAACACUCCAUUAACUUCUACACACGAUUGGAAAUGGUGGAGCCUGUGUUUUCACGAAAGAUCUAUAAUGUAAACUUUCGUCUCUCUGAUGCCAGGAUUUAUGAUCAAACUGUGAUGCUCAUGGCAACUGCAACUGCUACUAACAAAACACAAGCAUCCAACACUGUGAACUUGAAACUCUCAUAUACUGACACCAAAUCCAGCACGUGGACUUCUUCCAUUUCGAUGAAGCUAGGUAUCGCAACAACAAUUGAAACAGGAGUUCCCUUUAUUGCUGAUGGAAAGAUUGAAGUUUCAGCUGAGUUUUCAGGAGGGUAUGAAUGGGGAAAAACUAAAACUUCAUCAAAGACACUGGAAAUAGCAUAUGACGUAUCUGUGCCACCAAUGACAACUAUAAUCGUCAGUUUGUUGGCAACUAAGGGAACAUGUGACAUUCCGUACUCRUAUACACAAUGCGAUAGUCUCUAUGAUGGGAGAACAAUUACCUAUGAUAUGGAUGAUGGUGUUUACCAUAGUGUCAACUGCUACAACUUCAAAUAUGAAACCAAACCCAAAGCAAUUUAA
Molecule: messenger RNA, 1410 nt
Organism: Momordica charantia (bitter melon)
Lineage: Eukaryota; Viridiplantae; Streptophyta; Magnoliopsida; Cucurbitales; Cucurbitaceae
Source: RefSeq, a predicted model, not a curated record